AUGGCCGAUACGCACACAAGCUCAAACCCACGAACUGCUUCGGUCCUCCAGGUACUGAACGAUCUGAUCGAAAAACAUGACGAAUCCAUGAACGGAUCAACCGGCGAAGAGAGGGAAGAGCUGACACAGGACGAGCUGGACAGAAAGUACGAAUUAUUGGAUCAACUGCAUUCGAGCCUCUUACCAUCACUGCAAGAUCAACUCCGCAAAUUCUUAAUUUCACUCGACCUGCCAUACAACGAGCCCAAGAAAUACCCGAACCCUGACUUCGAGGCCGCAUGUGAAAUCUUGGCACAGCUUGACCAGACCAUGGAUGAAACCAUAGAGUGUAUCGAGUCCGCUGCUCUCGACGUAGUGCCCUUCAAUACCCAUGAUCAUCACUUCAAACGGGGAAAAGACUUCAGAUGCACUCACCUGCGUUCCAACACCUCGACUCUCAUCACGGAUAUCCGUGAUAUGUUCAUCAACUGCGAUCUGUUUAUCAAUCACUUGAAUAAACCAGAAGAGUCUAGGCGUCAAAAGCUAUCAUCCCUAUUCGAAAGAGACGUGCUCGUCGCAUCGACUCAGUGUAUCGAUUUGGCCGGUAAGAUCAGAAGAUGGUCCCAAGCAUCUGACUUUGAAGUGAUCCAAGACGAAUGGGAAAGAGAAAGCCGAGUCACUCAAUUCCUCACUAGAAACCUUGAAUACCUUGGCUCAACAACCCACGAUUAG
Messenger RNA from Puccinia graminis f. sp. tritici CRL 75-36-700-3, 711 nucleotides. RefSeq lists its product as uncharacterized. The record is from RefSeq and is a predicted model, not a curated record. NCBI's taxonomy places the organism in Eukaryota, Fungi, Basidiomycota, Pucciniomycetes, Pucciniales, Pucciniaceae. The transcript has 2 exons. Bases 1 to 711 code for a protein of 236 amino acids.